CAUUGAGAAAAGCCGCCGCUCCGUGGACGUGGACGCGUGUCUGCUUCUGUAGUCAUAAAAUGAUCAGUUUUAGCAUCUACGGGAUUUUUAUUGUACUCUGUUUGGCUCCAACUGCUUUGUCAAGCCUGCACCCUGAGUGCGAGUACAUUUUCCAGCUGGAGAGAGAGGAGCACCUCUGCCUUCAGUACAUUGCAGAACAUGAAAACAGAAGUGCAGAAGGUUGUCAGCCUUUCUGGGAUGCAGUGGUCUGCUGGCCUCACGCUGGCCUUGGGGAAACCAUUCAGAGAGCGUGUCCGGACGUCUUCUCACUCUUCAGAAAUGGCACAGGGUUCGUGAGCCGAAAUUGCACCAGUGUUGGUUGGUCCAUGCCCCUCCCGCCGUACCACAUUGCAUGCAGUGUUGAUGAUGACAUUCCUGAGACUGAGCAGUCGUACUUUGCAACAAUAAAGCUGAUAUACACCAUCGGACACAGCAUCUCUCUUGUGGUGCUGGCUGCUGCUGUCUUCAUCCUUUUGCUCUUCAGGAGGCUGCGUUGUGCGAGGAACUACAUUCACAUUCAGCUCUUCGUUACGUUUAUUCUGAAGGCUGUGUCAGUUUUUAUAAAGGAUGCUACUUUAUUUUCAAAUGAUGACACCAACCACUGCACCCUUUCCACAUUUGCCUGUAAGGCUUCUGUUGUCUUCUGUCAUUACUGUGUAAUGGCUAAUUUCUUCUGGCUCCUGGUGGAGGCGCUCUACCUAAACUCCCUGCUGCUCUCCUGUAUGCGUCAUAGUCAUCGGUGUCUGUGGGGCUUCGGCAUGUUGGGAUGGGGUGUACCUGUCCUGUUUAUCAUCCUGUGGAUCGGGUCCAAGGUGUAUUUUGAGAAUGAAGAAUGUUGGGACAUCAACGAGGACUCUCCGUAUUGGUGGAUCAUAAAGGGGCCGAUACUUGUCUCUAUAGUGGUCAAUUUUAUGCUCUUUGUGAACAUCAUCAGAAUUCUGAUACAGAAGCUGAAUCCUCGUCUGAUCCAGUUCAAUAACUCAUCUCAGUACAGGCGCUUGACGAAGUCCACCCUGCUCCUUAUCCCGCUGUUUGGAACCCACUACAUGAUCUUCAAUUUUCUGCCUGACUACUUCAAUGUCAGCCUGCGCCUCUGCAUCGAGCUCUGCUUGGGAUCCUUCCAGGGGCUUCUUGUUGCAGUCCUCUAUUGCUUUCUCAACAAAGAGGUUCAGAAAGAGGUUCAGAUGCAGUGGGUGAGAUGGCAGGAAAGAAGCUUCGGGGUCGUGUCGCCUGCUGUCAAGGGCAGCCAGAUGGACACGCCAUUCUAGUGCCACCCUGACACGCCUACAUCCUCUACGACCACCGCAGAACAGAUCUGAAAAAAUAUUUCCUGUGUCAGUUAUCAUCUUUAAUGGGUUGUGCAGAGAGGUGUACCGCUAUGAACCGCUGCAGCCUGAGAGCCUAUGACAGCAACCACUGCUGGGAAAGUGAAGGUAGCUUUAUUAGGUGAGAUUCCUGGUGAGGAAUCAAUCACUAUCCUGCCAUUGUAGGGUAGAUUAGAAGCACGGGUUGAAAGCACUGAUUACUUUUGUGAAUUCAAACAACUUCACACAAUCAGCAUGUGAAAUGUGACAUAUCAAGAUUUUACUCUGUAGCAACUUCAUUUCAUUGCAUUACUUUUUUAUUGUGCAUGAUUUUCAGGUUGCAAAAGCAGCUUUUGAUCAAUUCCAAAGUACACUCAACAAAAAUAUAAAUGCACCACUUUUGGUUUUGCUCCCAUUUUGUAUGAGAUGAACUCAAAGAUCUAAAACUUUUUCCACAUACACAAUAUCACCAUUUCCC
Thalassophryne amazonica is the source of this 1821-nucleotide messenger RNA. It is a transcript of the gene ghrhrl, whose product is annotated as growth hormone releasing hormone receptor, like. The transcript has 13 exons. Lineage: Eukaryota; Metazoa; Chordata; Actinopteri; Batrachoidiformes; Batrachoididae. Gene Ontology annotation, molecular function: growth hormone-releasing hormone receptor activity; growth factor binding; peptide hormone binding. The record is from RefSeq and is a predicted model, not a curated record. The coding region runs from base 60 to 1307 and encodes 415 amino acids. Gene Ontology annotation, biological process: positive regulation of cell population proliferation; adenylate cyclase-activating G protein-coupled receptor signaling pathway; cell surface receptor signaling pathway. Gene Ontology annotation, cellular component: plasma membrane.